Messenger RNA from Rotaria sp. Silwood2, 303 nucleotides. The record is from the annotation of a GenBank genome assembly. NCBI's taxonomy places the organism in Eukaryota, Metazoa, Rotifera, Eurotatoria, Philodinida, Philodinidae.
AUGGCUAAAGCAAUAGGUAUUGAUUUGGGUACAACAUAUUCAUGUGUCGCUGUAUUUCAACAUGGUAAGGUCAAAAUGAUUCCUAAUGAACAAGGUAAUCGAAUAACACCAUCAUACGUUGCAUUCACCGAUAAUGAGCGUUUAAUCGGAAACGAAGCUAAAAGUCAAGUAGCAUUGAAUCCAAACAAUACAAUAUUUGAUGCUAAACGACUUAUUGGUCGUAAAUGUGAUGAUCCAAUUGUACAAGCUGAUAUGAAACACUGGCCAUUUCAAGUAAUUAAUGAUGGUGGUAAACUAAAAUAA